Molecule: messenger RNA, 5870 nt
Organism: Salvelinus sp. IW2-2015
Lineage: Eukaryota; Metazoa; Chordata; Actinopteri; Salmoniformes; Salmonidae
Product: TBC1 domain family member 8B
Molecular function (GO): calcium ion binding
Source: RefSeq, a predicted model, not a curated record
GGGUCUGCUCAGUGCUAACACAAACAAAUAAAUGUCCAUGGAUGUCGGUUGCAAUAGAAAUGAACAUCUUGACAUGCACAUUGGAUUCAAUAAAUAUAUGGUAAUUGAAACUGCCUCUGGAAGCAAUAGACAUAUGUGAAUUGAAAUAUGUGGCUUAAACCUGAAGAGAUAUUGCUGAAAAAUGCAUUCAAGUUAUGGGUGACGGAAAAAGGCAACGAUUAUUUCGUAUUACAAAGGAGGCGAGGAUAUGGAGAAGGAGGAGGCGGUUUGACAGGUCUCCUGGUUGGAACUCUGGAUACGAUGCUGGACUCUACGUCUAAGGUUGCGCCGUUUCGCAUUCUACACCAGACACCGGACUCCCAGGUCUACUGGUCAAUAGCGUGUGGUGGCACCAAGGAGGAGAUCAGCCAACACUGGGAGUGGCUGGAGAAGAACAUCAUGAGAACCCUGUCUGUGUUUGACUCCAGCGAUGACAUCACCAGCUUUGUGCAGGGCAAGAUCAGAGGUCUGAUUGCUGAGGAAGGAAAGGUGUCAUGCGUGCAGGAGGAUGACCCUGAGAAGUUCCGUGAGGCGCUGCUAAGGUUUGAGAAAUGGUUUGACCUCCCUCAGAAGGAGAAGCUGGUCACCUACUACUCCUGCAGCUACUGGAGGGGUCGRGUGCCCUGCCAGGGCUGGCUCUACCUCAGCACCAACUUCCUGUCCUUCUACUCCUACCUGCUGGGCUCCGAGGUGAAGCUGGUUAUCUCCUGGAAUGAGAUCUGGAGGRUGGAGAAAACGUCCAAUGUCAUCCUGACGGAGAGCAUCCAUGUGUUGGCCAAUGGAGAGGACCACUUCUUCUCCAUGUUCCUUCAUCUCAAUGAGACCUUCCUGAUCAUGGAGCAGCUGGCUGACUACUCCAUCAAACGCCUGUUUGAUAAGGAGACUUUCCAGGAAGAGCCCUCCCUCUCAGACCCUCUGCAGAUCACCAAGAGAGGCUUAGAAACGCACGCUAGGAACGAGCAGUUCCGGGCCUUCUUCAGGCUGCCUAAAGAGGAGAACCUGCUGGAGGUGUAUGAGAGCUUUCUGUGGGUGCCCUUCAGCCACUUCAACACGCUGGGGAAGAUCUGUCUUUCCGAGAGCUACCUGUGUUUCGCCAGCCAGGAUGGCAGCCAGUGCCACGUCAUCAUCCCCAUGAGAGAGGUGAUUGGUGUGGAGAAGCCGGACCGUAGCAGCAGGGCUUUGAUUGUGUGUGUGCGGGGUAAGAGGGCUCUACGGUUCUCUGAAGUCCGAGACUUUGAGCGCCUCGCCAAUGCAAUCCGCAAGAGGUGUGGGAUGACGGCCAGUCCUCAGCACUCUGCAUCAACUGAUGUCAUCAGAGGGGAGUGCCAGAACCUCAUCAAUCACUUUGAGGACAACCCAGAGGAGGUGGCUUUGAUGGUGGGACAGAAGGACAGCAGCAAGGCGGUCAGCACUGAGGCCCUCAUGACCGUGUUCCAUCCCCAGGACACUGAAAACCUGGACCCCAAAAUGCUGAAGGAGAAGAUGAAGGAGCAGUCAUGGAACAUCCACUUCUCAGAAUAUGGCCGUGGCACCAGUAUGUUCUGUACCAAGAAGACACGAGACCUGAUUGUGCGUGGCGUCCCUGAGGCCUUAAGGGGAGAGCUCUGGAUGCUUUUCUCAGGUGCAGUCAACGACAUGGCCACUAACCCGGGGUACUACAGUGAGCUGGUGGAUCAGUCUCUGGGGACCAGCACCCUGGCCACUGACGAGAUAGAGCGAGACCUGCACCGCUCCCUACCAGAGCACCCUGCCUUCCAGAGCGACACAGGCAUCUCUGCCCUGCGCAGAGUCCUCACCGCAUACGCCUACAGGAACCCCAAAAUCGGCUAUUGCCAGGCCAUGAACAUCCUGACGUCAGUCCUUUUGCUCUAUGCAAAAGAGGAGGAGGCUUUCUGGCUGCUGGUGGCCGUCUGUGAGAGGAUGCUGCCUGAUUACUUUAACCGCAGGAUCAUCGGUGCACUGGUGGACCAGGCGGUGUUUGAGGAACUGAUUCGAAUGCACCUCACCCAGCUGACGGAGCACAUGACAGACCUGACCUUCUUCUCCUCCGUGUCCCUGUCCUGGUUCCUCACCCUGUUUAUCAGCGUCCUGCCAAUAGAGAGCGCGGUCAACGUGGUCGAUUGCUUCUUCUACGACGGCAUCAAAGCCAUCCUGCAGCUGGGCCUGGCUGUGCUCGACUACAACAUGGAGGGCCUGAUCAGCUCCCAUGACGACGCUGAGGCAGUCACCAUCCUCAACAAGUUUUUUGAUAAUGUUACAAAUAAGGACAGUCCUCUUCCACAAACAGUGCAGCAAAACUCUGUAGGGAACAACGACAAAGCAUCAUCCAUCUCCAAGGUGGACGUCAGUGAUCUCAUCAAAGAAGCCUAUGAGAAAUAUGGAGACUUGAAAUCAGAGGAAGUAGAGAGCAUGCGGAAAAGAAACAAACUAUAUGUUAUCCAAACGUUAGAGGAUACAACCAAGCAAAAUGUGCUGCGGGUAGUGUCACAAGAAGUAAAGUUCAGUGCUUCCCAGCUUGACGAACUUUAUGUAUUGUUCAAGAGGCAACAUUUCCUCAGCUGCUACUGGAUGAUGAACAGCCCAGUGCUGCUGCACCACGACCCCAGCCUGGCCUAUCUGGAGCAGUACCAGCUGGGCUUCCAUCAGUUCAGCCUGCUCUUCUCCCUCCUGGAGCCCUGGUCCCUCUGCAGCGGAAAGGACGCCCUCUUCCUCUGGGCCUUCCGCCUGCUGGAUGAGAACCAGGAUGGCCUCGUCAACUUCAAAGAGUUCUGCUGUGCCUUGGACAUUUUGUACAGCGGCACUUUCACCAACAAACUGAAAUUCCUGUUCAAGCUUCAUCAGCCACCAGCUUUCACAGGUAGUCCUUUCCAAUCAAAGGCCCAAAGACUGCCUCACUUUAUUCCAAUGACUGACGACCUAUCCCUCUUGAGUCGAUUGACUGUGUCUGAUCUUCCAGAAGAUGGCGUGAUCAGAAAAAGCCCUGAAAGAGGCAGAGGGAAAGUGGAUCUGCAGGCCUACCUGAAACAAUGGCAAGAUGAGAUACUAAAGAAAGAGGAGAGCAUAAAGGAUUUACCCAGAAUUAACCAGGCUCAGUUUAUCCAGUUUUCCAAAACGCUCUACAACCUGUUCCAUAGUGACCCAGAGGAAGAGUCUCUGUACCGUGCUGUGGCUCGAGUUACCAGUCUUCUGCUGAGAAUGGAAGAAGUAGGGCGCAGGCUCCAGGAGCCCACCAGUCCCCAGAAGUCCAGCACUAGCCCCAUCCAGGCUGCCCUAGAGGGGGCUCUACCUGACGGGGAGGCUUCCAGCACUCCUGAGAGCAGCUCUGACACCCCUAGCACUCCCAUCACUCUGGAGGCAGGCUCCAUCCCACAGGAGGUCGAGUGGUCAUUCGCUUUUGAGCAGAUCCUGGCAUCCCUGCUCAACGAGCCUGUCCUUGUGCGCUUCUUUGAGAGGCCUGUAGACAUUCAAGCCCGGCUGGACCAUGCCAAGUGUGCUCAGUUGAAAGCCAAGACAAACAAGUGAAGGAUCCACUGUGGGUUUAACCCUCUUAUCAAAGCCAUUAAGUCUCUGUUCACUAUCCUCUCUAUUUUCUACUGUUAUUUCUCCGCCUGGUCAGGUAACAGGAAAGGAUCCUAAGCCAACCCUGUUCACUGUAACCAAACGUAGAAAUAUACUUGUAUAAAUUCCAGUUGUAUCUUGUAGAUUCAUAGUUUGUCCUGUCAUCUGCACACCAGCGAACCUGCUCAAGCAUCUUGCUUCUAUGUGCCAGAGUGGUUUUUCUCAUGCAGCCAUAAAUCUCUCAGCUAAUUUUCAGAAACACCAGCCUUUCAAAUUGGGGGGAGAGUGAUCAGUUGACCUGUGUGGAAUAUAUAGGGAGCACCCUCCAGGGUAGUCACUUGAAGCCAACAAUGGAAGUCAAUCAUUGCUUGAUACCGGUGCAUGUAGAUGGGAUUAAUAAUUGUAUAUGAGACCCUUACUGUUGCUCAUCCAUAAUUAUGCAAUGAAUGGAACCUAGAAUGGAGAGAUGAAAGAGGGACCACUGUUAUUGUAUUUCUAGGUUUACUUUGUAAUGAAGGGAUGUGGCCAGUUUAUUUCUGGUCAUUUUAUGGAGGGGGGCUUUUGAAAACAAUGGGACCACUACUUACUAAAGGCCCAAGAGAGUGCUGAAUAGUUGGAAUUCUACAUUUCAGUUUUUUUUAUGACAUAUCUUAUGUUUUUGUCUUCAAAUAUCCAUUUGUUUUGCUGAAAUAUCAUGAGUGAGGGAACAAGAGCAUGUUGUCAUUGCCAAGUCAAAUCACUUUCAGGACACAAACUAAAAACUAAUUGUAUAGUUGUUGUUGAGGCAACCACAAAUGAGGACAUUGUGCAAUAUUUAGAUUCUAACUAAUGUCUGAGUCUAAAGGAAAUUAAGUUAAUGUAUAUAUAAUUUGAUAUACAGAAGAAUGUACUUAACUGUCUUAUGAUUUAUAUUAUCUUGUUUGAUAUUGUACAUUUAAUUGAGUUGCAAAGGAAUUACUAAAUAUUUGUCAGAGUAAAUGUUAUAUUUAUAAUGUUUUGUAACAGGAAAUUCUUGUUAUGUUUGAUUAUAUUUGUCAGACUGCAGAAAAAAUAUUUUCACGUGCAUAACUGGUAGUGUAUAUCCUGUUACACAUUCCUUUAUAAAUUGUUAGACUUUUUUGAAAUGCUGUUAAGCAUGAAAGGAUGCAUGGGCAUGGAUAAAUUAUGACAAUAACUAAUUAUUCCAAAUGCAACACAGUUGGCUCUGAAUGUGUUACUUUAUUUCUAGGUUUGAUGUGGUGGACUGUAAAAUGCAGGAUUUUAGUCAGAUGUUGAUUGGAAAAAAACCUGCUUCAAUGUCCUUUGUGUAGUAUAGAUAUUUCUAUUUUACAUGAGCAGUUAUAAAUAUUUAUUUUCAAAAUGAGUCAGGAAAAGGACAGCUGAGCAACUUUUACAUGAUUUGUAUUUUCUGUAUUUGAGCGUUUUUCCUCAGUGCCAUCUGUGUGUAAAAUCAAACCUUGCAGUUAUAUUAUAGUCCUCUAAAAUGAUAUUCCUUGUUAUAAUAGAUGCUAAGGUUAAUAUAAAUGUCACUUUAAAGCAUUUACUUGACAGCACAAUAUCAUAAAAUAUGGUCGAUAUGUAGCUAUUUUGCAGUUUUUUUAAUCAAUCUAGUAAUGAAUACUUAUUCAUGGGAGAGCAAGUGUUACUGUUUAAAAUUAGCAGUUUACUCUACAUUGCAUUAGUAGUGACUCUUGAGUGUGAAGUUAAAUUCACCUGUGAACAAGUCAACUAAAUGAAAGUCUUAACAUAUUUGCAGGGAAAUUGCCAUUUCAAAUGACACAGUUCUCAUGAUAGAUUGUUGUAGACUACACUCACAUUUAGAAAUAAAGAGACAUUGUCUAUGGGCUUUAUCAGUUAUGCAGUAGACAUCUGUAGUCAGAUUUUUAUCAACUUGAUGCAAUACAUAGGAUAAUGGUGUACUUAUUACCAGUGAAACUAUAUUACGUGACCUUUUAUUUCCCCUUUAAGCAGUUUACGCUUUAAGAUGACUCAUAGCACAAAUGUAUUUAGGCCGACUUAAGAUAACUUGUAAAUGUAAUGGCAUUGUUUCCAAUUAAUGGUCUUAAUUACAGUACUCUCAUUUAAACACAUUUAUAUGGUGACUGUCUACAGUCUGUGUACUGCCUGUUUUUGUGGGGGGGGGGGGGGGUUUGGAGGAAAAUGAAUCCGUUGAAAUGUUAUGUCGUUUUUGAUCUGCCUGUGCCUACCACAAGUGACACUAUGUGAAUGUCAAACGUCUUGAAAUGAAAUAAAGUUAUAAUUAAAAAAUCUGA